Messenger RNA from Aspergillus saccharolyticus JOP 1030-1, 2238 nucleotides. RefSeq lists its product as uncharacterized. Gene Ontology annotation, cellular component: nucleus. The record is from RefSeq and is a predicted model, not a curated record. The coding region runs from base 1 to 2238 and encodes 745 amino acids. Gene Ontology annotation, molecular function: DNA-binding transcription factor activity, RNA polymerase II-specific; zinc ion binding; transcription cis-regulatory region binding. Lineage: Eukaryota; Fungi; Ascomycota; Eurotiomycetes; Eurotiales; Aspergillaceae. Gene Ontology annotation, biological process: positive regulation of transcription by RNA polymerase II. The transcript is spliced from 4 exons.
AUGUCAGGCACAGUAGCAUCAUCGUCCAGGUCAGGGCCCAUCUGGGUGAACGACAACUCUAUCGACCCCACUAUACCCCCCUUGAGUCCCGGCCAAAGAAUUGUCAGAUCCUACCGACGCUCACGUUCCGGAUGCUAUACAUGUCGUCUGCGGCGUAAAAAAUGCGAUGAGAAUCGUCCAAGGUGUUCGUCAUGCAGCAAGCUUGAUAUCACAUGCGAGUACAAUGAACCAACCUGGUGGAGAAAUGUCGAGCUACGACACGUACACAUGCAGCGGAUCAAAAGGAGAAUCAGGGUCGGCAAGGUUAUGGAGAAGGAGAAGAACCUACAAGAUUUCAUUGAUCGUACUCUUCCUUCAAGUAAGAGGCGCGUCAAUGUGAAUAUGCCUCUGUCACGAGAAAGCUCUUACGAAUCGGACACCCCAUAUAUGCCCACUCCAAGCCUACCGUCAAUGUCUUCUCCAUAUGGCUUCGACUUCAAUGACUUUCCGUCCUGGCAAGAUCCGACUGCGUCUUCCUUCACUAGCGUCGCGCCCGAGCAGAUGCCAACGCAACUCCCACCGUUCUCUGCACUCCCUCAGCCACUGCACACGGCGCAAACCCUCCAGCAGAUGUCGCAGUAUUCGUCGCUACCACCUCCGGUUCAACACACAAUGCAAGCUGUGCCACAGCACAUGCACCCACAAGUGCCCUUGGAAAUUACUCCGCAUUAUUCCCAGGCACAGGUGUCGCAGCAACUACUUCAACAAUCAUCCUUGCCACAGCCAUCGGGCUCGUUUUCCCAGACUAUCGGUGCACAGUAUCCCCACCAGCUACACCAAGAUGUUGUACCGGAUAUUUCUCAAUUGGUUUCCCCGCCAUUUACGCAGCAAUUUGGCUCACAAGCCCUUCAGAAUUUUGCCUCCCCCCAACAUGACCAGCCUUUGUCGGCCUACUUCCAAUCUACAAGCGUAGAUGAAGCUGAACGACCGCUACUCUAUCAUUUCGUCGACAAUGUCCUACCACUGAUAUUCCCCAUUCUUGAAAUCCAUCCGCGAAGCCGUUCCCGCUCACGCGAAAUCAUUCGAGCACUAGAGACAAACAAAUCCUACUAUCACUGCUGUCUUAGUGUGUCUGCUAUUCAUGUCAAGACGGUGAACGCUGGCGCAAGUUUGACUGCUGAUAAUAAAGUUGUUGACGAUAUCAUGCGCCAUCGGUAUGCGUCAGUUUCGGCCCUGCAUCAGGCGCUGAAAACCAAUAACAAUCACGACAAAGUGCUUGAUGGAACACUGGCAACAAUACUUUUUCACUGCGCCGUUGGUGAACCGGAUGAUUACUUGCCGGAAAUCCCGUGGUAUGAGCACUUUUCGGCAGCUGCAGAUCUCGUCAAUAAGCUUGGAUUAAUCGAAGCGAAGCCCGAGGUCCCGCUACCGUUCAACAUGUCUCUUACGACAUGGAUUGAUAUUCUUGGCGCGACGAUGAUAGGUCAGUCACCCAAGUUUGCGCACACAUAUCGCUCAAAGCAUCUGAAUGGUGUAUCCACUGGCCUGCGGGAGCUCAUGGGCUGUGAUGAUCGCGUGAUGUACUUGAUCUCAGAGAUCGCGUGUCUCGACACUUUGAAACGGGAGCGACGGCUUGACGAAUAUUCUAUCUGCCAUCACGUAUCUGCCUUGAGUGGACAACUAGAGUAUGCGGAAGGAAGUAGCCCGGAGGACCCGUGCUCACCAUCUGGUCUUGUGAUUCCAGAAAAGCUGACCAAGAACGUGACUGCCGUGUUCCGCGCGGCGGCUCGGGUUUAUCUUUCCACUCUCGUGCCCGGCUAUGAGCGCACUCAGCAAAGUACAGCCAACCUGGUGCAAGCGGUCGCCGACCUCCUUCAAUUCAUCCCCGAUGGGCCCUGGGGAUUCGACCGUUCAAUCGUUUGGCCUUUGCUCAUUACAGGAGUGUAUUCGACUCCGGGAAGUCAAUUCCGCGACAAACUGGCGACACGAUCCGAAUUACUUGGGGAAGGGGCAGAGUAUGGCAGCUUUGGCCGCAUGUACCGCGUACUGAAAGAGGUUUGGAGACUUUCAGAUGACAUCACGCCCCAGAUUUACACAGAGGCAAACUACCUGCUGCCUUCAAUGAAUCUUAAGCAGGGGCCGAAUGGAGCUUACGUUCCACCACCCGCGAUCAAGACAAUCGGCCGGCCCAUCAAGAAGCAAAAAGUCCAUUGGCGAGACGUGAUGAAGAGGCGUGACUGGCACUACCUGCUUCUAUAG